Sinocyclocheilus anshuiensis is the source of this 1725-nucleotide messenger RNA. Its product is annotated as piggyBac transposable element-derived protein 4-like. The transcript is spliced from 2 exons. Bases 1 to 1719 code for a protein of 572 amino acids. The record is from RefSeq and is a predicted model, not a curated record. NCBI's taxonomy places the organism in Eukaryota, Metazoa, Chordata, Actinopteri, Cypriniformes, Cyprinidae.
AUGGCACUCGAGGAAGCUCUCCAGACGACCACAGACAGCGAAGAAGAAUGUACUUUUUCCUCAGAAGAAGAGGAAGACUUUGAUGAUGAACUCCUGCAUUUCGAGGAGCGAUUUGAUGCUGCGGAGGACACAAUUUCUAAUGAAUGUGAGAAUGACAGCGACCAGAUGCCUGCUGCAAAGAGAGCCGGGACUCUUUCGUGGAAAGCAGAGACUGAUGUUGACCGGGUUGCACAGACUCUGAGAUUCCUGCCUGCUCGGGAACCUGGACCGCUGUUGUCUGCUGCUGACUCGCACUCUCCCAUGAGUCUUUUCAAACUGUUUUUCACAGAGAGCGCCGUGGCAAAGCUGUGCCACAACACAAAUGCUCAGGCUGCCAGGGCAAUUGCAAAGGGCCGCAAGUACAGAUGGAGAGAUGUCGGUGUUGAUGAGCUGUACCGCUACAUCGGACUCGUAUUCUACAUGGCCGCGGUGAAGAUGAGCUCCAUCGCUGACUACUGGCGGCAGGACAGCCUUUUCUCUCUGCCUUUCCCCGCCACAGUUAUGCCACGGGACAGAUACCGCACCAUUUCAUGGAAUGUGCACAUGAGUCACCCAGACGCAGACAAGGAAAACGACAGAAAGAGGGGCACAGCCCAACAUGACCGUCUGUUCAGGAUCAAACCCCUCAUGGACACUAUUCGUCUUGCGUGCAAAGCCUUCUAUCAUCCCAGAAGAAAUGUAGCUGUGAAGGAGAGAUUGGUGGCAUGCAGAGCAAAUACAGGAAUGACACGGCGCACAAAAGUCAAGCCGACAAAGUUGGGCUUCAAGUUUUUUGUCCUUUCAGACUCCUCAAAUGGAUAUACUGUGGACUUCUCUGUCUACACGGGCAAGAAUAGCUUUCCCACAGACCGUGGGCUUUCGUAUGAUGCUGUGAUGUCUCUCCUGGACCGUAAAGUUUUGGGCUCUGGGUAUCAUGUGUACAUGGAUGAUUUCUACACAAGUCCAAAGCUCUUCACAGACUUGUUUGCUCUGAAGGUUGGUGCUUGUGGGACGUACAGAGACCAGAGGAAGGACUUCCCGAAGACUGCAGCUAAUUCACUGAGCAGAAACUCCAGCAGGGGAUCCAUCAGGUGGAUUCGGGAUGGGCCUCUUGUGUGUGUGAAGUGGAUGGACACGCAAGAGGUGUCUGUUUGUUCCACCAUCCAUGCUGCCUAUACAGGAGAGCGCGUGCAAAGGAAAAUCAAAGCACAACAUACAUGGAAGACGAAGAUUUUACCGUGUCCUGCACCUGUGACUGCAUACAACCAGCACAUGGGGGGUGUUGACCUGUCUGAUCAGCUGUUGCAAUACUACGCUGCGCAGCACAAAACCAUGAAGUGGUACAGAAAAAUCUUCCUACACUUCUUGGACAUUGCUGCCACUAAUGCUUUCAUAUUGCACAAAGAGCUGCACGGCAACAUGACUCACGAUCAGUUCAUGGAAGAGCUUAUUACAGAGCUCUGUGGCGUGUCACAGAAAGCAGCACCAAAACAGUUUAGCACAGACCAUGUGCCAAUUCCAGGAGCUGAGCUGACUUCAAACGUCAGAAGAAUUGCUACUGUUGGUCGCCGGAUCUGUGUGCAUUGCAAAGCAGUGCAUGGAAAGAAGCAACAGACACCUUGGAAAUGCCAGGCUUGUGACGUUCACUUGUGUCUUCAGUUGAACAGAAACUGUUUCCAGGAAUGGCACAAAAGUCUGUGAUUGCGU